CUUCUUCUUCUUUCUUUCUUUCUUUCUUUCUUCCUUCUUCUUGUUGGAGAUUUUUGUUUUCUUUAACGCCAUGAUAAAGAUACUUAACCCUCAUCAGUCACACCAUUCUCACUCAACAACCACAACUCUUAAAACAGCUGAGAUAUUGUCCAAAUAUAGACCCAUUGCUCCUAAACCUGGAACGACGUCCUCCCAAGUUAACGAUAAUGACACUUCUUCCUCUAUGUCUCAUAAGAUCAGCCAAUCUCCUUACCUCCGUAACCUCUGGCCUCAGCUUCAAGCCAGGCCUACAAGAACCCGCAAGCGAGGCCGUGGUGGUAUGGGCCCAACUUCUCCUCUCGCCUUGAAGAGACCCAAGUCGUCAUCUCCUUCUGCCACAAUAUCCUCCACCACUACUACUACUACACCACGUGUCUUUGGCCCUAUUAAAACUCUGUCGUUUCAGGCGUUCCCUCAUGGGUUACCUAGCCUCGCACAAGUUGGCUACACCUUGGAGAAUAAUGGUGGCGGCUCUUCUGCUUUGGUGACUCUGCCUCUUCUUCAAUGCUCUCCUCCUCCUCCUUCCAAAUGCAUGGAGCCAGAGGUCAAAGGAAAAGUUGUCAUUGAUCUGAACAAGACUGCAGAAGUGAUACAAGAGAGAGAUUUCUUGAAGCAACUACAAGGACCCACAGUUACAACCACGGCCACAGACACAAACACAAGCAGAGUCAUUGCACCGCAAGCCAUAAGGCCGGUUUGCUCAAGGAUCAACGUAGCAUGCAUAAACCCACUAACCAACCCAUCUCCACCAUAUCAAAUCAGCAAGAAAUUACCACAAGAGGUCGAAGAGGAAGUCGAAUCCGACGACUUGCCCACUAUCAUAUCCGAUUCCAAGAACAGGGUCAGGCUCGUGAACUCGGCGUACAAAGAAAUGAUGGGGCAGCCUGAGUGCUCGUGGCUAGAUUCAAUGGUGAGAGGGAAGAGGAUCUGUGGGGAAGUGAUGAUCCAUCUCUGUGAAACCAAAAUCCCGGAGAACAAUGGGUUUUCUUGCUGGGUGAGGAUAGAGUGGGGAAGAGACGGUAAGGAGGAGUUUGUGCACGCGUUCUGCGAUGUGAUGAAACUUGCUUGCGAUUCCAAAGAUUAUGUCUUUACGUGGAGGUUUCACACAAGGACCAGAGAAACUUGUCAGUCAAGCUGCAAUGCUUAAUUAGGUUUAGGAGUAUGUGUUGUUCUUUUUUUAGUGCUUUAGCGUAAUGAUCAUAUAGUAUAUCAUAUAGCGAAUGUGUAAAUCUCGGUUAGUGAUAAUUCUCUGUUGUUUAAAUACACUAUGAAGAACAACAAGUUGC
Molecule: messenger RNA, 1325 nt
Organism: Eutrema salsugineum
Lineage: Eukaryota; Viridiplantae; Streptophyta; Magnoliopsida; Brassicales; Brassicaceae
Exons: 1
Coding region: 71-1186 (371 amino acids)
Source: RefSeq, a predicted model, not a curated record